Diabrotica virgifera virgifera (western corn rootworm) is the source of this 3297-nucleotide messenger RNA. RefSeq names its product zinc finger protein 70-like. NCBI's taxonomy places the organism in Eukaryota, Metazoa, Arthropoda, Insecta, Coleoptera, Chrysomelidae. The transcript is spliced from 2 exons. Gene Ontology annotation, cellular component: nucleus. Bases 1386 to 2558 code for a protein of 390 amino acids. Gene Ontology annotation, molecular function: RNA polymerase II cis-regulatory region sequence-specific DNA binding; DNA-binding transcription factor activity, RNA polymerase II-specific. The record is from RefSeq and is a predicted model, not a curated record. Gene Ontology annotation, biological process: regulation of transcription by RNA polymerase II.
CCGGUUAGAGGAAUUUUGCAUGACAAAAUUCUUCUAACCGGGGUUUAAUCGGGACAGAAAGUACCGGCCCUUGGAAGUUGAAUUAGGUAAUAUAUUCCAAGAGAUACAUAUACUUCGUCUAAUUUACUUACCGUUGCACGUCAUCCGCGUCAUAGCCUGUGACGUCACAUGAUAUCAACACGAAAUAAUUAGACGGUAGGUGUGUUCUUUUUUUAGAAUCAUUUUGCCUAGUACACUGGAAUUACAGUCACUAGACAUAUUUUAUUAUAUACGCAUAGAAAUAAUAUUUGAAGAAUUCUAUUAAUGUUAACCUAAAGAAAUACACAACAAUAUGUUUCAUUUAAUUUGUAUAAAUGGAUUAUAAGGCGUUUUUAUGAAGCACAUUUGCUCGGAUCACACUGUAACUGUAAUCGAACGAAGGUGACAUUUUAGAAUAAAUUGGUAACAUUUAUUUGACAGUUGCGGUGAUGACACUUCAUACAGUAUUUCUCAUGAUCAUCUUUCAGUGCGUCACAGUUUUUCGAUUUCUUUCUAACGCAUUAAAUUGUAUGUGACAGAAAAAAAGGCACGUCGGUGAUUACAUUUCGUCGGUGACAUUUUUAUAACAUUUAUUCUAGUUAUUCUAGUUGUCGAUAGAUGGCGCCAUAAUAAACAAAUAAUUUUUUUUUAAUUAGAUAAUAAUAUUACAAAUAUAAUCUGUAUAAUUUAUAAGACUAUAAAAAUCAAAGAAAAUACCAUUUUAUAAAUGCAAGAAACACAUCUGAUUUGUUUUUAUUCCAAAUUGAAAAUAAAAUGUGACAACUGUCAGAUUUAACUAAAAUGUCAUGUUAGAAUAAAUGUCAUAAAUGUGUAUUAUCACGGACUUACCCUUUUUCCUACCAUUUGUUACGCACUGAAAAAUGAUCAUGAAAAGGACAAUAUUUGUUUAUAUUCUUUACUAUAACUAUUUGUUUUAUUAUAUUUACUGUUUUUAUUAUUUACUUUAACGUAAGGUUAUAACUUAAUUCUUGUUCUCUAUUUCUAAAGUUUUUAUUUAUUUACAUUUAAUAUUAAUUUGUUUUGUUGUAUAAUCCACGUUUACAAUAAUUAUGUGAUAUAUUUGAUUUAAAAUGGAUUCUGGAUUUUUUUAUACUUUGGCAACUGUGUCAACUUGGAUCUCUGGCGUAGAUAAUGACGUGCAACGGUAAGUAAAUUAGACGGACUGUAGAUAUUUUAUGUAGUGUAGGUUUAGUAUAGUUAUAGGCGACUGGUGUAUUGCAAUGAUACAUUGAAUUCGAAGUUUAUUGAUCGUCACCUGCAACUGUGGCAAAAAUUAUCAAAAGCGAUGUAGAAGCAGAUGUACACGUGACCCCUUCACCUUCACUCCUCGUUGCCAUCUCUCACAGAUGAUCUUCCUCAAGUAUAUACUGUGUCUACAAAUAACUCCAAUUUAUAUUAUUUUUAGACAAUUUUUGUACAGGUUCUUUUAUUUUUUUUUGUUAUUAAAUAAAGUAUUUUGUAGGAAACUAGCAAAAGACGAAAAACGAAACAUUAAACUAGAAAAACCAAUAAGAAAACGAAAAAAGAAAGUCUCUAAAGAAAACGACGCCGACUACGUAAUAAAAGAAGAAGACGAAGACGACGACGAAAAAGACAUUAAAGACAUUAAGGUUAAAAAGGAGCGAAAGAAACGGGAAAAGAAGCCGAAAAAGCCGUCUUUAAGGGAGAUACAAAGACUGUUACAAAAAGAUAGCAAUCCUUUCAUAGUAAACUUAGACGAACUUCCAACUCCAUUGGUCUGUCCUGUAUGUAAAGAGUCUUUCCAGACGAACCGAGAAUAUGCCUAUCAUUCCUCUGAACAUAACGACGACGGUCAAUACGUCUGUCAUUUCUGCGACUACAAGACAGAUGUAAAGAAGCAGAUAAAGGCUCAUAUGAUCCAACAUAGUGUAUUUAAAUGUAUGGUUUGCGAGAAGAUAUUUAAGAAAAGGCAUUCGGCUUACAAACAUGGGGAAAGACAUAUGGAUAAUAAUAAAGUACAAUGCGAGAUUUGCGGGAAAAGUUUGCAAAGCCAGUCUUUGAAGACGCACAUGAAGAUUGUCCAUACUGACGAAAUGUUGGACCAGAGGCAUUACUGUCCGAUAUGUAAUAAGGCUUAUAGAUACUCUUCCAGUGUGAGAAAACACAUCUCCGCCAACCAUCGAGAACUAGGCAUAGAUGUCUCCGUCGUCUGUGACAUCUGCGGCAAAAGAAUUUCCAGCAAGAGCAAGCUCACGAAACACCUCAGCAUCCACACAGGUGACAAACCGCACCCGUGCGCCGUAUGCCACAAACGGUUCAGGGCCAUCGACACCUUGCGGUCGCAUAUGGUGGUUCACACGGGCGAGAAACCGUACAAGUGCAUGUACUGCGGGAAAGCGUUCGGGCAGAACGCGCCUUACAGGUACCAUAUAAAGACUCACACGGGAGAAAGGAACUAUAGUUGUAGUAUAUGUGGUAAAGGGUUCAUUUCUAAAGCGAAUUGGAGGUUGCAUGUGAAAACGUGCGAUAUAAUGGCCACUGGCAAGAUGAAGUUUUAGCGAAUUGUACUGUGUUGAGUUAUUUAUGUGAAAUACUGGCUAUGAUAUACUAAGAAACAUCAUCAGGGUGUCCCAGACUAACUUAGCCACGCUAUAUCUCUUAAACGAAUAGAGAUUUUCGAAUGGGACAAAAAGUGAUAUAUUAUACUUGUAAUACAGUUUAAUAUGGCGUACAAAAAAAUCAUCUCCUAAAUAUUCAUCCCUUAGUUACAACCCCUAACUUUAAUUUUUUUAAUAGCACCCUGUAUAUUUUUUUAUAGUUUUGGAUGUGGUAUUUUAUCGUCUAUUCAACACAUUUUUUGAAAAUAAAAUCAGUUCGUAAAUGACCAAGAAACUAUCAGUUUAUUUUUGUUAAUUGUGUGUCCUACCUAAGACUAAUUUAUCCAGGCUAUAGAGAAUAGAGAUUUUCGAAUGGGACAAAAACUGAUCUAUUUUAUUUGUAUUUGUAAUAAUAUGGCGUAGAAAAAAUUCAUCCCUAACUUACAGGGUGCUAUUUAAAAAAAAUAAAGUUAGGGGUUGUAACUAAGGGAUGAAUAUUUAGGGGAUAAUUUUUUUUCUACGCCAUAUUAAAGUGUAUUACAAAUGUAAUAGAUCAGUUUUUGUCCCAUUCGAUAAUCUCUAUUCGUUUAAGAAAUAUAGCCUGGAUAAAUUAGUCUGGGACACCCUGUAUAAAGUAUUGGAAAUCUUUUUUCGGAACAUGGGCACUUUCAAUGCAAUAAGUUAGAUUCUUGAUUUGCAA